UAUCCUCACUUUGAUCGACCUAUUCUGAAUGGCGACCUGCCUAGCUCACUUCGAUGUUUAUUCUUGGGACCAUAUUACAACGUGCCACUUGUACCACAUUCAUUGCCAGAUGGACUACAACAAAUACACUUUGGUUACGCCUACAAUCAACAACUCGAGGAACAUAGUCUGCCGGCAUCAAUCACACUAAUCAAGUUUGGUCACAUGUUCAACAAACCAGUUGAGCCUGGAAUCAUCCCAUCAUCAGUGAUCGAGUUAUACUUUGGAUGGAGAUUCAAUCAACCAUUGCGAAUUGGUUCAUUACCAUCUGGACUGAUCAAUCUCUCAAUGGGCGGGUACUACAAACAUACGAUCACGCAAGGAAUACUACCCGAGUCACUCAUUCGUCUGCGUCUAAGCGACAAGUAUGACCUGCCUAUCAGCACCCCACCAUCACUGACCAUCCUUCAAUGUGGCUCAUUCUUCAAUCAACCUAUUGGUACCGAUUGGAUAUCACGCUCCCCGUUAAGAUCAUUGGAGUUUGGAGGUAGAUUUGACCAACCUUUGAUCAGAGGAAGUCUUGGCCCCACAUUGAUCAAUCUCAAGUUUGGACGACUAUUCAAUCAAAGACUUGAACCUGGUGUGCUUCCCAACUCUAUAACUAGUAUAUGGUUUGGAGAGCGAUUCAAUCAAAACAUUGAACCUGGCGUCCUGCCCUCAUCACUCAGACACCUAGUCUUUGGCGAAUGCUUCAACGGUGCUCUCUGUGCACUACCAUCGAGCUUGGUAUCAAUACACUUUGGGAGACUCUUCGAAACAAAUUUGACGGCUGCCAUUCUACCAUCAUCAAUCCAAUCACUCAUAUUCAACCGAAUGACAUUGAUCAAUUACUAUCCACCAUCACUCAGGAAUAUUGUAUUUGGAACAUACUUUAAUGAAUCAUUGGCCACCAAUCCGCUCCCGCCAAGCCUGACCUCAUUGACCUUUGGAAGCAGGGUCAAUUUCAACAUUGAGCCAGGACUUCUACCUUCAUCCCUCACGACUCUGCGGUUUGGUACGCACUUUAGAGGCUAUAUACGGCCUGGUUCACUUCCGGCCUCACUCACAAGAUUGGAUUUAGGCCACAGCUUUAACAACUAUGUUGAACAAGGAGUAUUGCCAAUCAAUCUCAAAGACUUCAGGGUUGGACCUCAAUUCAAUAAGGAUGUUGCCAAGGUUUUGAGUACACUAUCACUGACCAGUCUACGUUUUGGAGGUGACUUCCUUCAAACCUUGGGCCGGGGUGCUCUACCCGCCUCACUCACAACACUCUAUCUCGGAUAUCAUUGUUAUCCUUUAGUCCAGCGAGGUGACAUCAUCCUAAAAACAUUGAUCAACCUCACAAAGUUAGUCUUUAUCUUCCAUCAUAGGUAUGGAAUGGAUGUCACUCUCGAAAAUAUGUUAUGGCAUCAACAGGGAAACACUCCUCUGCCCACGGCCAUGUCCAAGACGAGGAUAAUUGUCAAGUUUGAACAAAUGUUUGGCGCGGAAUCAUUGAGAAAGUCAGAGGUUAUACAAUCAAUAUUCCAUAAUAGUAGGACGACUGAUAUAUCGGAUUAUAUAAUUAAGAAUCAUCAGAAGAAACAUUAUUAUAUUAGGAUUGUGGAUAAGAUCAAAGGCAUGGCUUUGAUCAACUUCAACAACAAUGGACAGACUCAAUCAAAGUUGAUAUAUCGUAAUCAAAAACAAGUUGAUAGUCACUAUUCCAUCUUUUACAGUAACUUCAAAUGUUCCACCGGAUACUCUAAUCAUAUGGAACUAUCCCAACCCAUUUAUAUGCGUCCAUUUCCAGACUUGGCUAAUUCAGAA
Molecule: messenger RNA, 1827 nt
Organism: Acytostelium subglobosum LB1
Lineage: Eukaryota; Evosea; Eumycetozoa; Acytosteliales; Acytosteliaceae
Exons: 1
Source: RefSeq, a predicted model, not a curated record